This is a messenger RNA of Polypterus senegalus (gray bichir), 4670 nucleotides long. RefSeq names its product RIPOR family member 3 (gene ripor3). The record is from RefSeq and is a predicted model, not a curated record. Lineage: Eukaryota; Metazoa; Chordata; Cladistia; Polypteriformes; Polypteridae. The coding region runs from base 691 to 3669 and encodes 992 amino acids. The transcript is spliced from 23 exons.
GCGCGAAUAUCUGAAGCCUUGAGCUGCGUCAGGGUCCCGUCUAUUCUGGGCUGUAAACUAAUAGUGGAGUCAGGCACAAGGCUCACGACAGAUCCACUCUCACACGUCGCAGGGAUUCACAGCCCCUCUGUUGUUGAGCGGAGGGGAUAUUUAAAAAAAAAAGAAAAAAAUCUGUUUAUGAUUACACAGAAGGAAUUUUUUUUUCUUCUCUUGUUUCAGCAAGGCCACAAGUAAACAUUUUAGCAAGACAAACUGCGUUGCGGAGCGCGUAGUUCAGGGCCGCCCUUCAGACCCUGUGUGGAGUCCUAAUUAAAGAGCUGAACUUUCCCAGUAUUGGAGCCAGGAAGAGGGGUGGCUUUGUGCAGAAAGGCAGGCUUGGACCGGCGCUACAGGAACGCAGCGAGCCUCCACAGCCUCCUCAGCCAGCCAGCUGUCGUGCCCUGCUUCUUCUGCCUUUUCUUGGAACUGUCCAUCCUUUUUUUUUUGUUUUUGCUAUUUUUUUUUUUUUGUUUUCAUCACAGAACUGCAGCGGUGAGAUAUGUGCCUAUCAGCAGGGUGCACAUUGCUGUCCUGUGUGGCUGUCACACGCUUGGAUCGACGAGGGGUGUGGAGUGACUGAGGCACCACCACAGUAGAGCGCAGAGGAAGACAGCACAGCAAACAGGGUGGCAGGACACCUCAGACACAGGCAUGUCAGUCAAGCUGCACUUCUCCAUCCCAGUGGAGGGCGCCGGAGUCAAUCGGAGUCGCUCCUUUGCUGGCUUCAGUGGAGUCCACAGCAGGAGGGCACAGGCUCCUUUAUCCAAGAUGACUUUUCCAUACGCAGAAGAUCAGCCAGGAAGUAGAGCAGCGGCACUGAGCGCCACAUCAAGACACAGAGAAGAGAAGCAGCAGAGAGGAGGGUCCUACUCCGUCAACAGGAGCUCUGUGAGGUCCAAAGUGUCCCUGCAGAAGUCCCCAAGGAUGCAGUCCGGCUCCAGUAAGGCAGCACUGGCCCGGGACCAUCAGCCACAGCAAGUGGAGAGGAUAUUCAAGGCUUUACAGAAGGGCCUAAAUGAGUACCUGGAAGCCCACCAGAUGGAAUUGGACUUCCUCGCUUCCCAGCAGAAAGACACCAGAAGGAAUUCCAGACUGGCUUUUCUCUACGACUUGGAAAAGCAAACAAGGGCAGCUGAGAGGUAUAUCCGGAGGCUGGAGUUUCACAUUAGUAAGAUCGAGGAGCUUUACGAGUCAUAUUGCAUUCACUGGCGCCUCUGUGAUGGGGCUCAGAAUAUGAAGAAAGCCUUCUCAAUGCUACCAUCUACCAAGGCGUCACGGGAGAGUCUCCUGGAGCUCAGCAGGAACUACAAGGAGUGUAUGGAGGACAUGUGCUUAAUUGAAGGAGCCCUUGAAAUCCUCCUAGGCGAGCUACACGUCAGCAUGAAAGGACUGAUUGGCUUCGCCCGACUGUGUCCCGGAGAUCAGUAUGAGGUUUUAAUCAGACUUGGCCGCCAGAGAUGGAAGCUGAGGGGAAAAAUUCAGACAGAUAACCGUCAGACGUGGGACACCGAACGGAUGAUCUUUCUGCCUCACAUCCAUGAAAAUUUUGAAAUCAAGGUGACAGAACUCAGGGGCCUCAGCACCAUUCUUGUUGGUGAAGUGACAUGCGAGAGUGUGGAUUUCUUCUCUGCCCGAAAUCAGAUCAUGGUUGUGGACAUUACAGAACUGGGGACCAUCAAGUUACAGCUGGAACUUGUGUGGAACCCAUUUGACUUUGGAGAGACUGACCUACUGAGCAGCUCGGCCAGCAGGCUCUCAAUAUCCAGCAGAAAGGGAUCACUGUACAACUGGACCCCACCCAGUACACCCAGUUUCAGAGAGAAAUACUUCAUUUCUGUUGUUCAACAGCUCCAUGACCCAGAUGGAUCCUUUCCUCUAACUCCCCGUGACACAAGAGGAAUCUCAAUCCUGGAUUACCUAGCAGACAGUCCACAAGAAUCACUCUCUCCCAUCUUCCUCAAACACAGAAAGAAUUUUGAGACUUCCAGUCAAACUGUUUUCUCCCCCAACAGCAGAGAUGAACCGCAGGCAAAUGGCACUGGAUGGCAAACACGACUCUCAUCUGGGGGCUGGUCGGAAGACUCCUUAUCCAAGGAGGAAAGCCAGUCUGAUAUCCUGUUACCUCAGCAGCGGUACGGCACACCUGAUAUUCUAAAAGAAAAUGGUCUGAAGGCUGAUGGCUACACCUCUAGUGGUCAAAUCUCCACAAAACAGCUAAAAUUAGAAGAAGGAACAGACAAAGGCAAAAACAGCCGAGACACACAGGAUAAGAGCGGGCACAGCCUUUCUGGGCUGCUACAAGAUGUGUUCGAAGCUCUGAAAAGCCUGCAGAAGGAGGACAGGACACUGAAGCGUUUGGAAAAGCAGACUCUGUACUUCAGAGACAUUUUGAAGAGCACCCUCUAUGUGCACCAGACGUCAUCCACAGAGACUCUGGCAGUCGAAGAGGUCCUAGAAAGCUUUGACUUCUUGGCAUCCGAUUUUAAUGCUGAUGAGAUGUCCUGUCAUGGGAGUGUAAGAGUUCGAGACCCCAGGAGUGGAGCUCUCCAGGCUGGCACUCUUAGAAGCCUCCAACUUGGCUCAAAAGAUUCGAAAUCUGCCCCAAGUAAGACAGAAAGUGUAUCAUUGACUACAGGCAACGAAAGUUUAGACGUGGCGCUCGUGUGUCAUCUGUGGGUUUGUAAAGUUCUUUUACAGCACCUCAAGAGCUCAGACUCCAAACUGGUCCAAGAUGUUCUCCUGGAGGAACUUUCUUUACAAGCGGAUGUACUGCAGAAGAUAAGCAGGCUGUCGAUGGACACAACUGAGAAUGGCUACUUUGCAAAGGAAGUCAUCCCAAAGUCACAGCACCUGAAACCACUGCUUGCCUUGUGGGAUGAAUGCGCUGGAUCCACAGCUGUCUUCCACUGCUCAACAGAGAAGCUGCUAAAACAACUAAAGAAGCACUUCAUCCAUAAAGUGAAAGCCAAAGAGCCGGGGCAAGCUGAUAAAGUGUUCAAAAUGCUCCUCGAACAAAUGCUGACAUGCUGCAGGAGAGUCCCAUCAGCCACCUACUCAGAGGGUGUGAUAAGCAUCUUCCAGUUCUUCAGCUACUUAAAUGAAAGCAGCGGUGUCGAUUUUGGAGAACAUCUGGCCCAACUCUCUAGAGAAGUGCAGCUCCUGGAAGCUCUGGGAAGCCCAAAGAGACGUAAGGCCCUUAAGAAGCUGAAGGGGAAGAGAAUCACUCAGCUGCAGCCACUCGCUCACACCUUGAAACUUCUGGCUGCUCUUCAGGUCGACGGGAACCACAAAGUUGCCAAAGCAGCCCGUUCAUGCCUAGCUAGAGGCUCAAGAAUCCGGACCUUCAAAGCAAAGGCAUCGGUUUUUUACACAGAGGUUUUGAAAGACAAAGACAUGAGAGUGCAGCUGGCGGCUUGCUGGGCCCUGAAGCAUCUCAAAGCUGUGGAUAGCCUUGAUCAGAUUGUAACAUUGUGGCAUUCAGAAGAUGAAGACCUCCGUGGUGCUGCCAGAGAGACAGUACUUUCAUUCGGCAAAAAAGGACAAGUGGCUUUUUUGAGAAUGGAUAAGAUUUGCUGUGAGCUACAAGAGGAGCCCUUCAGAAAUGCAGACACUGAAAUCACCAUUCUGUGAGUGCUCACCGAAGACCCACCCUGCUCCAAACUCAGAGCUAAAAUGACAGUAAUGUAUCCUGCUGGGAAUUAAUAUUUGUCAACAGGCCUGGACCAGUGGCAGCAUAUGUUACUGGAGGCAUAUGUGUGGCAUCAUCAAAGAACAAUUACAGUCAUUAAUGAACUGCUAUUAUUUUAUUAUCAUCUGUACAAAGUCCGGGUUUACCGAUUUUAUGUUGCCAGAGAAUGUUACUCUCCACUGACCAUCCUAAGACUGGAAAUACUUUGGAUUGAGCACAAGAGACUCUAGGAUUGACUUCUUGGGCAAGCUUGGUCGCUUAAAGCAAUGGAUUCUUAAUAAACGGCUUGUGCGUGUGCACAGAUUGUUGGGGGCUUUCUUUUCCACAACCACUUUAGUGAGCCGUAAGCUACUGAUGAUUGUUAUGGGAACCAAAAACAGAUGAAACCAUUAGAUUGAUAGUAGCAAUGAGAAAAUGCCAGCAUUAAGUUAAAAUGUUACAAUAUAUGAUAUACAUAUUCAGUUUUCUUAUUACAAAAUCUAUAUUUAUAAUUAUAUCGUUCAUGGGUCUACUUUUCAACAUGAGCAACUCUUUUGUUUGAAAAGUUUAAAAAUUUAUUUUUUUAAAUGUAUUAUAGUUAAGCAUAACAUUUUAUUGUCAGACAACAUGCUGAUUGUAUUUGAUUGGUUUCAUUUGCGUUUCAAAUUUUUAUUUAAACUUUAAAAUGUAUUGCUAAGGUCAUGUAAAUAAGUGCAUAUCAGAGUCAACCUAAAUAAAAUGUACAUUGGGGACAGGCUGGGAUGGGAGAAAGUUGUAUUGGGGCUUUCAAAUGAUUUUGUUGAUUUUUUACUUACAUUUCCUCUCUCCUGUUUUUUGCAUAAAUCUCAUUAUGGCAGUUGGAGCUUUUACCUUUAUACACUCAAAUUAAUUAAAGGAAUACUCCACCCUGUGUUACUUAUCCCAUCUUUUUUGUAUUGAUGACCAAUAAAAAUUUUGAAUGGAA